Messenger RNA from Anolis sagrei ordinatus, 1457 nucleotides. RefSeq names its product mitochondrial ribosomal protein S27 (gene MRPS27). The record is from RefSeq and is a predicted model, not a curated record. Gene Ontology annotation, molecular function: protein binding. NCBI's taxonomy places the organism in Eukaryota, Metazoa, Chordata, Lepidosauria, Squamata, Anolidae. Gene Ontology annotation, cellular component: mitochondrion.
GCCCUGCUCUUUCCAAGGCCUUGUGAUUACACUGCGACAGAAGAGCAAUCUUCUUUGAAUCACCCCCGCCGAAGAGAUUGGUACGCUCCACAAUGGCGGCCCCUCUGUUCCAACGUGGGUUCCUCCGGAGCAGGAGUGGGAUUAGCCUCUGGCUCAGGGCAGGUAAAAGAUGUAUUCUUUCGUCAGCUUAUGUGGACAGUACGGCGUGGGAGCAAAGAGAAAAAGAACAGCACAGCCUGGCUGAUUUAGCCAAUUUGAUGGACAGCACCUUUGAGAAAAAACUUCCAGUCAGCUCUUUAACUUUAUCUCGGUUUAUAGAUAACGUUUCUUCUCGCGAGCAAGUGGACCAAGCUGAAUAUUAUGUCUACAAGUUUCGUCACAGCCCUAAUUGCUUUUACUUAAGAGACUGGAUAAUCCAUAGUUGGAUCAGGCAAUGCUUUAAGUUUGGUGCAAAGGACAAAGCCUUGUACACUUUACAGAAUAAGGUACAAUAUGGAAUAUUCCCAGAUAAUUUUACAUUCAAUCUUUUAUUGGAUACUUUUAUAAAAGAUGGAAAUUAUGAAGAUGCUAUGGCUGUGGUCACUGAGAUCAUGAUACAGGAAAAAUUUGAGGAAGUGUCUACACAGCUUCUCUCGCUCUAUGUCAUGUACAAAUAUUUGGCAACCAAAUCAGAAUUAACGUGGGAAGAAGAGAAAAAUCUUGGCGCAUCCCUCUUGAUAACAGGGUUGAAACAGAACAACACUGUGGGAUUCAGUUCUCAGCUUUAUGGCCAUGCACUUCUUGGAAAGGGGGAGCUGCAUCAUGGGCUGCGAGCCGUCUACCGAAAGAUGCCCCUCAUGUGGACCCCUGGGUACCUGAACAGAGCCUUGCAAGUGAUGGAAAGUGUGGCCUUGCUUCCUGACAACAAUGUCAAGCUUUGCAAGGAAGCUAUGGAUGUUUUGGCAGCCAUUUUGCAGAAUGUUCCUGUAGCGGAAGCUUCUCAAGAGGACGCCAAGGAUUCGGAAGAAACGCUGAAGCAAGCAGAAUCUGAAGAAACAGAGAUAUCUCGACUGCCUGAGUACCUGCAUCGAUUUACGGAACUGAAUUCUAAACUGCAGUCGCUUGGCAAGGUGGAGUCUGCACCGUUGUUGACACUGACCACCCAGCUUGUUGAGGCAAAGCUGCCAGCACUUGAAGUGGAAGACACUGCAAAAUACAAGCAGAAGCUAAAGGAGUGGGAGCAAGAGCGAGCCGGUCUGAUCGAAAGGGAGAAAGAGCUGAAGGAAAAGGCCAAGAAACAGAUGGAAGCCCGGGAAGCAGCAAAAGCAUCUGCUUAAUAUUCCUGCUUAUAAACUUUCUCAUGUGGCAGAGAUACUCCCGGCAGUGAACAGGAGCUGUUACGAAAUCGUCCAGAAACCAAACUGCCAUGUGGCUUUGACUGUAUUCCAAAUAAACAUUUUCAAAUCCAUCUGACAUAA